AUUCUCUCUGAUAAAUAAAUAAUUUUAUUCAUUUAGUUCACUGGACAACUUUGGCGAGCAUUAAUUCUUCUUAAUUCACUAUCUGAAAAAGAUUCAAAUACAUUACUAUUUACAAAUACACAUUUAGAGAAGUUCUGUUCACGACUUCUUAAUGAAUCAUUAACAUCAUCAAUAAUAGCAUUAACUCUUCUAGAAUUAAUAUGUUAUAAUCAAACAUUUUCUACAACAUUUUGGUGUACAAUUCUUAAACAAGAAUUUCAAUCUGAACUUUAUCUAUUUUGUACACGUAUAUCAUUUUUAAUAAAUAACCCACAAGAAGAUUAUUAUGAUAAAUUUAUUGAAUUAUUAAAAAUAAAUUUAUCAUCAUUCAAUUCAAAUGUACGUUUAUUAUCACUUUAUAUUCUUUCAUCAUUUAUAUCUGAUAAAACAAAUAAAAAUGAUUUAAUAUUAAAUUGUCUUCAAUGUGAACAAUGUCCAUUAAAUGUUUAUGAAUAUCGUACAAAAAUAAUUUAUUUACAAAAAUUAUCUGUUGAUUUUCUUUUAUUAAAUAAUCAAUCAUCAUUAUUUCAUUUAUCAAUGUAUUAUUUACUUGGUAUACUUUGUUCAAAUUUUACUCCAUUAUGGACAAUAUCAAUUGAAUUAUUAGGUUCAUAUGGUAAUAAAGCAAUUGAAUAUAUUGGUCAUACAUAUUUUUGGUCAAUAAUUAAUGAAAAAUUUCAAUUAAUAAAACAACGGGAUGAAUUGAAAUCAAUUGAACAAAUAAAUGACAAAUUAAUAAAUGAAUAUAUUGAAAAUUUAAAUAAAAAAAAUGAUGAAAUCAAUGAACAAUCAAUGGAUU
This is a messenger RNA of Rotaria sp. Silwood2, 838 nucleotides long. The record is from the annotation of a GenBank genome assembly. NCBI's taxonomy places the organism in Eukaryota, Metazoa, Rotifera, Eurotatoria, Philodinida, Philodinidae.